Messenger RNA from Cannabis sativa, 3708 nucleotides. RefSeq lists its product as uncharacterized. The coding region runs from base 1 to 3708 and encodes 1235 amino acids. The record is from RefSeq and is a predicted model, not a curated record. NCBI's taxonomy places the organism in Eukaryota, Viridiplantae, Streptophyta, Magnoliopsida, Rosales, Cannabaceae. The transcript has a single exon.
AUGGAGUCUCUAGCCCGAAUUUUAGGCUUCUCAAAAGUUGUUUGUGUAGAUGCAUCUGGUUUGGCAGGGGGCUCUUGUUUAAUGUGGAAUACCAAUAUUGAUUUGGCGAUUAAUUACUUUGCUGAUGGUUUCUAUGAUGCUACUAUCUGGGACUAUCAAACUCAAUCUCACUGGAAAUUGUUUGCGGUAUAUGGCACUCCUUAUUCCAGUGCAAAGGAGGUCUUUAAGAAGUCUUUGGAAGAGGAAUGUUCUCACUGUAACUUGCCGUGGGUCCUUUUGGGGGAUUUGAAUUGUAUUCGUGGUCAAGAAGAAAAGGCUGGUGGUCGUUUAGUGACUCGUGCUGAAACUAAAUGGCUGAAUAAUUUUAUGCUCAAUAUUGGUGGGAUCGAUCUGCGCUUUAUUGGAAAUAAAUAUACGUGGGAAAAUAAAAGAUUCAAUGGAAGUCUCAUUAGGGAAAGAUUAGAUAGAGCAGUUUGCUCUUCUGAAUGGAUUUUGUCGUACGAGAAUGCUGGAACUCGCAAUCUUCCUAUAUCCAUCUCAAACCAUGCUCCUAUCAUCUUCGAUUCUCAUCUGUUUGCAGUGAGAGGCGAUAUUCCUUUUCGAUUCUUCGAAGCUUGGUCUUGGGAGGAGUCUUGUAAAAUGGAGAUUAUAAAAGCUUGGGGUUGUGCUGAUAGUAAUGCAACGGCCUCAUUCAUCCGCAAUAUAAACAGUUCUAAGAAGGCUCUUCAAAGGUGGAAGAAGACUGGACAAAUCACUAAUGAACAUGACAUCCAAAAGUUGGAAAAAAGACUGGAGUGGAUUCAACGUCAGCCUAUCUCCGAAACCUUAAAAGCUGAAGAAGCCAGUGUUCUCUUGCAAAUUCAAAUUGCUUGGUCAAAGCUAGAGUGUAUGUGGAGACAAAGAUCAAGAGAAUUAUGGCUAUCAUUGGGGGAUAGAAACACAAGAUUUUUCCAUGCAGCGACUGUCAUAAGGAAAAGACGGAAUAGCAUUUGGGCGAUCAAAGACAAAGAAGGAAGGAUUUGGAGGGAGAGGAAAUACAUUGGUGGUAUCAUCAAUAAUUACUUUCAGGAACUAUUUUCUUCCUCUCGUCCUAGCAUUGAUGAUUCUCUGGGAAGUUUGUUUGUUAACCGGAUUGAUGAUCAGUCCAAUGAGUUUAUCUCCAAAAUUCCUACAGAUGAGGAAAUCAAGGAAGCGGUCUUCAGCUUACACCUUCUAAAGGCACCGGGGCCAGAUGGUUUUUCGGGUUGUUUCUUCCGAAAAUAUUGGGAAGUUGUGGGAACAAGUCUGUGUGCUACAGUCAAGGAAUUCUUCCAGACAGGUGUAAUGGAUCCUAUUCUUAAUAAUACAUUCAUAUGCCUUAUACCGAAAGUAGAUUUUCCCCUUAGUGUGGAUCAGUUCCGUCCGAUCAGCUUAUGCAACUUCUCUUAUAAAGUCAUUGCAAAGAUCUUAUCAAAUAGGCUCAGACCUUUUAUGAACGACUUAAUAUCCCCUCUUCAAUCAGCCUUCAUCCCUGGUAGAUGGAUAGCAGAGUCUUCAAUUCUCACACAGGAGAUCAUUCACAAGAUUCGGCACAAGAGAGGCAACGGAGGGCUCAUGGCUUUAAAGCUAGACAUGCAUAAAGCCUAUGAUAAGAUGGAGUGGACUUUCUUGGAGAAAGUUCUUGUGGCAAAUGGUUUUAAUGACAGAAGUUGCAAGCUCUUGAUGGCAUGUGUUACAAGCGUCUCUUAUGCGGUGCUUCUCAAUGGAUGUCCUCUUAAGAAAUUGUAUCCUCAGAGACGUCUUCGUCAAGGAGAUCCACUCUCUCCUUUUCUGUUUCUUCUUUGCCAAGAGGUCCUUUCGAAACUUAUAUCAAAGACUGAGGUUCAAGGUUCCGUCCACGGCAUCAAGAUUGCACAAUCUGCAGCCCCGGUCUCUCAUCUUAUGUUUGCAGAUGAUACUAUUCUCUUCUCUCGUGCAAAUCCUUCCGAAGCAAAGAAAUUGAUGGAUUGUCUUUCAAUUUAUGAAGGUUGGUCAGGGCAAUCGUGUAGCAAACCGAAAUCGGGUGUUCUCUUUUCAAAGAACUUAAGCAAUGGCAUGAAGAACAUUAUCCUUGGUAUUCUCAACAUUGAGCAAGUAAGGGGAGAGGAAAGACAUUUAGGCAAUCCGUUUGUGUUUAAGAGAAGGAAAAAAGAGGAUUAUUUGCGAUUAAAGGAAAGUAUGUUGAAGAAAUUAGAAGGAUGGAAGAUGAAACUUAUGUCUUAUGCUGGAAGGCUAACGUUGAUCAAGUCAGUAACUUCAGCCAUGCCUGUAUAUGCUAUGUCUACAUCCAAAGUUCCUUUAGCUAGCUGCCGUGAAUUUGAUGCAUUGAUGAGGAAGUUUUGGUGGUCUGGAGGGGUGGAAAAGGAUCGGUUUCUUGCUUUAAAGGCUUGGGAGAAGAUCUGUCAACCUAAAGCAGCUGGUGGUUUGGGCUUAAGAAGGUGUGAAAAUAUGAAUAAAGCAUUGCUAACCAAAUUGGCGUGGAGUUUGGCAACAAAAGAAGAUAAGCCAUGGGUCACUUGUCUGUUAAAGAAAUAUUGCAAAUUUGAAUCCUUUUGGGAGGUGAAGAGCAAGUCUAGUGAUUCUUAUCUUUGGAAAUGUAUUUUGGAUACAAGGCCAACAAUCUCUAAGGGUUCAAUUUCGGUUGCUGCAACUGGGGCUUCAAUUAACUUUUGGCAUCAACCAUGGAUCCCAUGGAUGGAAUUACAAGAAUUUAUGACUCUAAUGCAUGAUUUAAGGAGUAGAGGAUACACCAUCAGAACUGUUGCAGAUGUUUCCUUGGGCAACGAGUGGAAUCCGGAGUUGAUUUUACAAAUCUUUGGCACAGAAAUGGGUAAUCGUAUCUUAUCUAUACCAAGAAUUCCUUCCCCAUUUAAAGACCAGGUGUUUUGGAAACAAUCUCAGAAUGGCCACUUCUCUGUAAAGACAGCUUAUAAUGUGGAUCAAUCUUGGAGGUUCGAACCUGUCAAAGAAAUUUGGAAAUGGAUUUGGGGGAGUGGUAUUCAUCCUAGAAAUUCAGUUCUGCUUUGGAGGAUUCUAAAUGAUGCGAUACCAACAAAAAGUCGACUGCACUUCUUGCCUGACAAAGUUUGCGACUUGUGUGAUGCUGGUAUUGAGAACCCUUUGCACCUGUUUUGUAGGUGUAAUUUCUCUAGGUCCAUAUGGUUUGGAGGCAGUAAGCACAUUAGGAUAGGGGAUAUCCUUGGAGAAACAUUAUCGGAAGUCUUGGAAAAUCUGAUGCUCCACUGCAAAGAUUUACCAGAUGGAAGGAAUAGAGUUGAGAUACUUAAUUAUACUGGUUGUAUUUUCUCUGCAAUUUGGCAUCAGCGGAACAAUUUCUACAUUCAAAAUGUGGUUGUCAAUCCUGAGAUGGCCUUGGCAAAGGCUGAAAAGGAGUUUUUGGAGAUGAAGUUGGUGUCUCGGCUUAACAAGGGAGGUCAGGAGAUGGGAAUUCAAUCCGAGGGAGGACUGACUAGGGAAGAGUCUUACCCCACAAUCAUUUCUUCUGCGAGACAUUGCCUAAUUACGGUUGCUUCAUGGAAAGGAGGGGACACAGGUAUUGCAGCAAUUGCAGUGGAUAUGGCUGCUGGGAAUUGGUUUGUCAAGACUCAACGAAUGCAGACUCAAUCAGCUCUUGAAGGUGAGUUCAGAGCCAUUUAUCUAGCCAUGUCCUGGGCGAUUGAGCAAGGCUAG